Messenger RNA from Daktulosphaira vitifoliae (grape phylloxera), 1078 nucleotides. RefSeq names its product putative defense protein Hdd11 (gene l(2)34Fc). Lineage: Eukaryota; Metazoa; Arthropoda; Insecta; Hemiptera; Phylloxeridae. The record is from RefSeq and is a predicted model, not a curated record. The transcript has 4 exons. Bases 149 to 715 code for a protein of 188 amino acids. Gene Ontology annotation, molecular function: oxidoreductase activity, acting on metal ions.
UACUAACCUGUUUGUGUAUAAAUAUUAUAGUAGACACGCUGGACAAUAACCGCCAGUCGCGUUUUUAGUUUCAGACCUGAAUAUCGUAUAUUAUUAGCUAGUACUCACAUUAAAAUUUAACACUCAAUAAUCUACCAUAGCUUUUAAAAUGAUAAUGGUCAACGCUAAAGUCGCACUGGUGUUUGUUUCCUUGGGUGCAUUCGCCUACUUACAAACCUCUCAGGGUUAUGGCACAGGAGCUCCAGUCGAAGUAUGUGAUGAUAUGUUGCCACAACACGGCCCUCCUUCUCAAACUGGACCAUCUCCAUAUUCUUUGACUAUUAACCGUAAAUCCGUCAAACCUGGCGAGACUCUUUCGCUUACCUUGUCAGCUAAAGACGGCACCAAAUUCCAGGGUUUCCUCAUACACGCCAGAGAUAUCACCACUGGAAAGCCCGUCGGUUGGUUCCAACCAUUGCCCGCUAACAAAUCCCAGAAAGAAUUUAAAGGCAAAUGGAAGCUCAUCACUUGCCCUAACGGUGCUUCUAACAAUACCGCCACUCACAAUGAUUCAGUUGAAAAAAGUAGAGUCGUGCUUACAUGGAUCGCACCAAGAGAUUUGAAAAACAGUUUCAAAUUCAAGUACACUGUAGCUAAAAACGGAGGAGAAUACUGGGUCGCUAAAGAAUCCGAAUCCAUCACCAUGUCCGCAGCUAAUGCACCAAGCAAGUUGUAAGAAAUCACUAGCCAAAGCAGACUACAUAACUUAGUGCACUUAAAAAUGUAUAGCGAAGAACGACUGUGACUGAUAAGAAAAGCAAAACGUUCUAUUUUUUAUGUAUUUAAUAUAUUUUGCUCGAUAUUAGUUACAUAUUAGUUACAAUAAGAAAUUAUUAUCGUCUAGGUUAAGUUACAUUGAUAAUUAAAUUUAUAGUUGCAUUGCACGUAAAUUGUAAACAGAAGACAAGUCUUGUAUACUUAAAACAACUACGUAUGCUUACCUACUGCUAAUGAAUAAAUUAAUAAUUGUUAAAAACAUUAUGUUACUUAAGAUUAUAUAUAAAUUUAAUAAUUAAAGAAAAAACUCACAAAACGUGAA